GAUAAUUUGAUUUCAAUAAUUUCGGACACCCCCAAGCUCUGGUUGCAUAGCACCGCGAGGAGAUGUAGGAGUGGCUUGCUUGCUAAACCAGCUACUAUACCUAGUUAGCAGAGAGGUGUGAAAUUGUCGCAGCAAUUUUGCUUGUGCCUCAAAACACUGUGCCAUCCAAACCACUCCAUGUGACCUUUAACAGUCCUGCUGAAUAGGAGAAAUGAGGACCAUUUGUGAGUGAGAUAUUCCAUAAACACUCCUGGACAGGUUUACAUUGGUGAGAUGGAUUUUCUCCAGGCAUUGACUCACCUAGCCUUGUAUUCUUCAGAAAUUGGUGUGUAUCAGUGAUGUGCCAUGGGGUACGACGUCACCAGGUUCCAAGGGGAGGUGGAUGAAGACCUGCUGUGUCCCAUCUGCAGCAUGGUACUGGAGGAGCCAGUGCAGGCCCCACAUUGUGAGCAUGCCUUCUGCAAUGCCUGCAUCACCCAGUGGUUCAACCAGCAGCAGAUCUGUCCUGUGGACCGCAGUGUGGUGACACUGGCUCACCUCCGACCUGUGCCCCGCAUCAUGCGCAACAUGCUCUCCAAACUCCAAAUCGCUUGUGACAACGCUGGCUUCGGCUGCCCAGCCACACUGCGGCUAGAUCAACUACAGUCUCACCUGAAGGACUGCGAGCACAACCCCAAAAGACCUGUCAACUGUGAGGAGGGCUGUGGGCUGGAGAUGCCGAAAGAUGAGAUGUGCAACCACAACUGCAUCAAGCACUUACGUGGCGUGGUACAGCAGCAGCAGACCAAGAUCUCUGAACUAGAGAAAAAUGCUGCAGAGCACAAACACCAGCUGGGGGAACAAAAACGGGACAUCCAGCUGCUAAAAGCAAACAUGAGAGCAAUACGCAGUGCAAACCCCAACAUGCAGAACCUGGAGGAGAGCAUUGAGUACAACGAGAUCCUGGAAUGGGUCAACUCCCUCCAACCUGUGCGGGUGACGCGCUGGGGCGGGAUGAUCUCCACGCCAGAUGCAGUUCUCCAGGCGGUCAUCAAGCGUUCGCUCAUCGACAGCGGCUGUCCUCUGUCCAUCAUUAACGAGCUGAUUGAGAAUGCCCACGAAAGGAACUGGCCGCAGGGCCUGGCCACGCUGGAGACGCGGCAGAUGAACCGGCGCUACUAUGAAAACUACGUGGCCAAGCGGAUCCCUGGGAAACAGGCGGUGGUGGUGAUGGCCUGUGAGAACCAACACAUGGGAGAGGACAUGAUCCUAGAGCCUGGCCUGGUCAUGAUCUUUGCCCAUGGAGUGGAGGAGAUCUUAUAAGUAGAUCUUAUAAUAACCCAACACUAGGAGCAGGGGGGUCUAGCAUGGCAGAGAGGAGUGCAAACCGGACAUUUUGAUUCUUGAGUUAUUACUCAUCUCUAAAAAAUACAUGGUAAUUAUGGGUCUAUUUCUUAACGACAGUUGAUAUGUCAGUUUUUGUCUCUAAAGAUAAGCAGUUGUAGGGGAAAUGAAAAGAUCUCAAUGGCUCCUAAAAUGAACAGAAGAGUAUUCCUUACAUAUGAGCUUAUUUAAUAUCUUUGCCUUAAAAGGACAUUUCAAAUACACGUGGAAAAAGAGAACUUAACUGAUAAUACCCAGGAUAUUCUAAGAUGGAAUGUUUGAGAGUCGCAUAAUAAAAAGCUAUGCCUGAUCUCCUAGGCUUCUCUGGUUCCCCCCAUCCUACACCUUGUACUAUGUAAAUUAAUUCAUAUCAAAAAAUCAUGUAAAUACAAAUAUUAUAUUGAAAAAAUAUAUACACAUUCUCAAGCUAUUCUUGUUAUACACUAAUAAGACUGUGGAUUUUGUCAGUUGGUAUCCAUGUGUUUAAGAAUGCUGCUCUGGACAUUUUGCUCACUUCAGCAUUGUUUUUUUGCUAAUCAUGUCAUGACAAUUGUAAGCCAUGAUGUUUUGCUUCUCGUUUAUUACAUUUUUGUUGUGCCAUGAAUUUUAUUUAUAGAUUUUGAAGACCUGCUGGGGCGGGAUCUCCACACCAGAAGCAGUAUGCUUGAAGAUGCUUUUUGUGUUUAUGUAAAUACAUUUGUCAUUUUAGAAAAUUGAAGCUCAUUGUUCAUUGCUUCCGUUGUACUUAGUGAACAUGAAGUUGGGCCAAUUGACGUUAAACCAUUGGAAUGUAACAUUGUGUAGUUUUACCUGUUUUAUUUUAUAAAUGGUUGAUGCUUGUUUGUGUUGAUAUUAAUUGACAAUUUCUUAUUUUUACCAAACUAUUUUAUCUAAAAGCUUUGAAUUACUGAAUGAUAGAGUGACAAGGGACUUGAUCUAAAGACAUGCAGUCGAAAACAACCAUGUGGAAAUCUAACUUCAAUGCUACUUCGUUAGUGUCACCAUAAUGAGAUACAUUUGGAUUGAGUUUUGUCAUUUUGUGUCCUUUUAUCUUUUGUGCUGUGGGGUAAAGAUGAAGGAAAAAAUAAAAUUGUGAUCUUGAUUGUCA
This is a messenger RNA of Oncorhynchus keta (chum salmon), 2470 nucleotides long. Its product is annotated as E3 ubiquitin-protein ligase NRDP1-like. Gene Ontology annotation, molecular function: ubiquitin protein ligase activity. NCBI's taxonomy places the organism in Eukaryota, Metazoa, Chordata, Actinopteri, Salmoniformes, Salmonidae. The transcript has 7 exons. Gene Ontology annotation, cellular component: plasma membrane signaling receptor complex. The record is from RefSeq and is a predicted model, not a curated record. Gene Ontology annotation, biological process: protein K63-linked ubiquitination; tumor necrosis factor-mediated signaling pathway; regulation of canonical NF-kappaB signal transduction. The coding region runs from base 346 to 1302 and encodes 318 amino acids.